AUGACACUUCACCACGACAGAUAUUUCGUAACAAAACUAUCACAAACGUAUGAAUCUGAGCAUUUAUCAUUAGCUUGUCAGUUAGAAAAUAUUUUAUCGCGUCAUUUAAAUGACAAAUAUAAACAUAUUUGCCGUAUUAUUUGUUCAAAAUAUGGAAAAAUCUAUGAUCCAAAUAAAAUGAGAAAUGUACUGUCAUUAAUUAAUUCAAAUGGUAAUACCAUUAGAUUCCUUCAUUGCGAAAAUGUUGAUGAUUUGUUAGAAGUCUAUUGUACAGAAAACAGUAGUAUAUUAGAAACACAAAAUUCUGCUCACCGUACGUCGAUUCAGCUUGAGCCAUUCACGGAUAUAUGUCCGAUAUGUUCACAAGUCUCAACACAACGACCAUUAGCUAAAAGUGUUAUCGUAUUCUUUACAAAUGGUUUUCUAAGAAAAGGAACAGUUUACUAUUAUAUAUGUAAUAAUAAAAAUGCCAUUUGUACAAAUCAACCCGUAUAUAUUUAUCCAUCACAUUUUGGAAAAAGUGAAAAGUGA
Messenger RNA from Didymodactylos carnosus, 531 nucleotides. Lineage: Eukaryota; Metazoa; Rotifera; Eurotatoria; Philodinida; Philodinidae. The record is from the annotation of a GenBank genome assembly.